CGGGGAAACAACCAGAAACUGGCCGGAAAGACCGAGCACACGGUGGACAAAAGCCUAGCUCCACUUUCUGACCACUUCCACACUCACUCUCCAGCCACUUUCUCUCACUGGUCCCAGACGAUGACGGCCACUUCCAGACAGAUGGACCUGGGCCCUGGCACUAGAGGUGACCUUGGGUAGCCAUGCAGCCGCUGCCAGAUCCAUUUCUUUCCUCCGCAGAGGAGGUCCUGCGCGCUGCCUGUCUCCCGCCAUCUAAGAGCCUCCUGCCCUCUGCAGCCCCAGCUGGGUCUUCGCCGCCCGCGUCCAGUGUAGCGGAUCCCGGCGUCCCAGCCCAGGACAGAGCAGUGAGCUGUCUGCCUCCGGGGAUCCUCUCUGGUCCUCCGACGAGGGAAGAUCCACGUGCCUAUAGGGGCUGGCGGAGUGACUCGUUUUCACGCGUGACUAGGGUGGUCCGUGAUAUCCCGGUAGCUGUUCACCUGGACGUGGACCUCCUGUUUCCUGCUUCGUAUUGUCAGCUUCGAGCUGCGUCCCUCGUACAAUCCUGCCACAGAGAGACUAAGGCCAUGGCAGCUACAGGAGCUGGAGCAAAGGAACUCAAAAACCAUCACAAUGACUGCCUCGUCCAACUUUCAAAUCCAAAUGUAGCAGCAAUGAAGGAAGACGUUCUCUACCAUUUCAGUCUCAGCACUAGCACACACGAUUUCCCAGCUAUGUUUGGAGAUGUGAAGUUUGUGUGUGUUGGUGGAAGCCCUUCCCGGAUGAACACCUUCAUCAGAUAUGUGGCUGCAGAGCUGGGCCUUGCCCACCCAGGGGAGGAAUACCCCAACAUCUGUGCAGGGACUGACCGCUACGCCAUGUAUAAAGUCGGACCGGUGCUGUCUGUGAGCCAUGGUAUGGGCAUUCCUUCCAUUGCAAUCAUGCUACAUGAGCUGAUCAAGCUGCUGUACCACGCCAGGUGUUCCAACGUCACCAUCAUCCGCAUUGGCACUUCGGGCGGAAUAGGUCUGGAGCCUGGCUCUGUUGUCAUCACCCAACAGGCAGUGGAUGCCUGCUUUAAGCCAGAGUUCGAGCAGAUUGUCCUGGGAAAGCGAGUGGUUCGCAGCACCAACCUGGAUGAGCAGCUGGUGCAAGAGUUGAUGCAGUGCUCCACGAACCUGAAUGAAUUCACCACUGUGGUGGGGAAUACUAUGUGCACCUUGGACUUCUAUGAGGGGCAAGGACGACUAGAUGGUGCCCUCUGCUGCUACACAGAAAAGGACAAGCAGGCCUAUCUGCAUGCAGCCCAUGCUGCAGGCAUCCGAAACAUUGAGAUGGAAUCUUCAGUGUUUGCUGCCAUGUGUGGUGCCUGUGGUCUGCGAGCGGCUGUGGUGUGUGUCACUCUCCUGGAUCGCCUGCAAGGGGACCAGAUCAACAGCCCCCACGAGGUACUUGCUGAGUACCAACAGAGGCCGCAGCGGCUGGUGGGCCACUUCAUCAAGAAGAGCCUGGGGAGGGCCUGAGGCCCAAGCCUGCUUACUCAGGACAAACUCCUGCAACUCUUGGUCAAUAAAUCUGUUUUUCAAAUACCAGUA
This is a messenger RNA of Nannospalax galili (Upper Galilee mountains blind mole rat), 1571 nucleotides long. It is a transcript of the gene Upp1, whose product is annotated as uridine phosphorylase 1. Gene Ontology annotation, cellular component: cytosol; cytoplasm. Lineage: Eukaryota; Metazoa; Chordata; Mammalia; Rodentia; Spalacidae. The record is from RefSeq and is a predicted model, not a curated record. The transcript has 10 exons. Bases 183 to 1499 code for a protein of 438 amino acids. Gene Ontology annotation, biological process: nucleotide catabolic process; uridine catabolic process. Gene Ontology annotation, molecular function: uridine phosphorylase activity.